Molecule: messenger RNA, 2974 nt
Organism: Pelodiscus sinensis (Chinese soft-shelled turtle)
Lineage: Eukaryota; Metazoa; Chordata; Testudines; Trionychidae
Source: RefSeq, a predicted model, not a curated record
GGCAAAAAUUAAACCUUACAAUGGUUUGGGUAGAGUGGCCAGACACCAGUGUGUGUUUCUAGCCACCUAACUGAAACCCAACAUGAUUCAUUUCGAUAAGGUGGUGCAUUGCUGAUGCUGAACCUCCCCGUGCAGUAUUAUUGUUUUCUUCAAUAAUACCCAUGCCAGAGCUAUCCUUUGGUCUGUGUAGGAGACAACACACCCUACCAGCAACCACCAAACCUGUCCCUACUGUCUUGGGAGAGGAUUCCUCUCCCUUCCCUCUUCAGGGUGGGAAGCAUAUAGUAUCAGCCUCUCCCAGUUAUCCUACUUGUCUUUUCCCAUAGAGGGGUAGGGCUAAGUACAUCAACCUAAGCUUUUUCUCUAUUAAAGACAGAUGUUGUAUUGGCAAGACAAAGGGAAUAAGUGUUGCUAAAGUUGGAAUAGGAAUGUUUCUCACUGAUAAUUGAGUCUCUAGAUUCUCUGUGCCUCCCAUUGUUUAAUUUUCAUUCUAUGACUAGUUACCAAAUACUGAGAUUUGUUUUUCUAUUAAGAUGAAGGAUUUGGGGGCUGAAGAACAAAUGAGCAAUGAAGCUUUCUGGCUCUUCAAGCAAUUAAAUCUACAUUUGGAGCAAGAAUGGAAAUUUCAACCUCGGGAAAAGGGGCUGAGCCUAAUUGAGUGUACCACCGAGAAUGAAAACACUCUAUGUCCAAGACUAAGAAAUGCCAAGGUUGAAGAUCUCUGGAGUUUGACCAGUUUCUUUGGAUUUACAACUGAAACAUUUGUCCUAGCUGUCAACAUUCUGGACAGAUUCUUGGCUCUUAUGAAGGUGAAACCUAAACAUUUAUCUUGUAUUGGAGUCUGUUGUUUUCAAUUGGCUGCCCAAGUUGUUGAAGAGGAAUGCAAUAUUCCGUCCAUUCAUGAUGUCAUCCGGAUUAGCCAAUGUAAAUGCACUGUUUCUGACUUAAAACGGAUGGAAAAAAUAAUUUCUGAAAAACUGCACUUUGAAUUUAAAGCUACUACUGCCUUAACCUUUUUGCACUUGUAUCAUACUAUUGUACGCUGUCAUACCUCAGAAAGGAAAGAAGUACUGAACCUUGACAAAUUGGAAGCACAGCUGAAAGCUUGCAACUGCCGAUUAGUCUUUUCUAAAGCAAAACCAUCCAUAUUGGCCUUGUGCCUUCUCACUUUGGAAGUUCAGACUUUGAAAUCCAUUGAGCUGUUUGAAAUUGUUCUGCGUGUUCAAAAGCAUUCAAAGAUAAGUGAUAGGGACCUACUCUUCUGGAGAGAGUUGGUUUCAAAAUGCCUAGCAGAUUAUUCUUCUCCUGAAUGUUGCAAACCAGAUCAUAAGAAAUUGGUUUGGAUUGUUUCAAGACGUACCGCUCAGAAUCUACAAAAUAGUUACUACAGUGUUCCUGAGUUGCCAACUAUACCAGAGGUUGGAUGUUUCAAUGAAAGUGAGAGUGAAGACUCCUGUGAAGAUAUGAGCUGUGGAGAAGAAAGUCUUAGCAGUUCUCCUACUGAUGUAGAAAGCAACUUCUUCUUUGACCUCAAUUCUAAAUCUAAGUGGCAAACUCUCAACUGUCAGUCUUAGCAGUUGGAUUGCACUAGAAUACUGUUUUUAAAUGUACUAUAGGCUUUCUUGGCAAUAAUGAGUAGGUAGUAUCCAGGCAAGAGUUGCAAUGGAAUACCUAAGUGCUUAUAAUGCCUGCCUCUUUUAGAAUUCUGAUUUAAACGGUUGUUUAGGUGCCCAUUCAGCAAAAUACUUACACAGCCAUAGUCCUGUUGAGGUGAACUCAAAUGACGUAUAUGGACAAGUACUCUGCUGAAUUCUGUUUAAAAGCAUAAUGCGUUGGUAUUUCAAAUGGUAAAACUGCUUUAGAGUGCAUGUGCAAUCUUCCAAGAAAAGAGGUUGUGUAUGUUCUAUUGUAAUGAUUUCUUUUGGGGCAGGAAGUAUUUUAACCAAAAUUAUAUAUUUUAAUGGUAUAUUCUAAGGAUUUUAAAAGCUUUGCUUUUUAAACUUCAGGAUUUCCUUGUUUAAUCAGGAGCAUGCAUGAUCUAUUUUGAGAGGAAUAUAGACUCAAAUACUUUAGACCCAUUCAUAUGAACGAUAGACUAGUAUGUAUGUGCCAGGGUUUAUUUUAGCAUUUUCAUUUUAAACUAAUGCAAUGAGCUUGUUUAAAAUUUUAGUGUGAACAUGUCAAUUCAUACUAUUAGACUAGAAGUAUUAACAUAUUAAACUUAAGUGUACAUUCCUUUAAAUAUUUAACCUUUGUAGUUUUCAGUAUUCUUUCACUGUUAAAUGACUAAAUCCAUAAUCAGACUGGUUGCAUGCUUAUGUAAAAGCUGUUAGUGCAGGAAGAGUUGGUAUUGUGCAGAAAUGUCAGGUAAAUGUGAAGUUGAUAAAGUGGUUGAUAUAAUGACAGAAACUUGGUAACUUUUUUGCAUUUGUUAAAACACAUUAGUAUGAGUGCAUUUCACUGGAGAGUAUGGACAGCUACCAAAUGAGAACGUUUACUCUGCAGAUGUAACGGUAUUUGUGUGGUAGUGCCAAUGUAAAAAUGAAGGGGCAAAAAAUAAGCUAAGUUUGAUAGUUGUAGAAAUAAACAUUUCUAGAAUGACGUGAAGAUGUGAAUGGUGAUGUAAGUUUCUAAAUGUUUUAUGCUCUGUUUUAUAAACGUAUACAAAAGUUUACAAAAUGUAUAAAAAAAUGUAAAUUUAAAAAAUGUACAGAAAAAUCUUAACUUUAAAUAAGCAAAAAGUACUGUAUUUUUUUACAUUGUGUAUGUAACUUUGUGUAGGUAGCUUGCAUGUGGAUAUUAAUUUAUUGUGUAUUCUGUAUCAUACAAAUACUGUCUAUUGAAGACUUGCUUUUUCUACAACAUCCAACAAAGAUAUUUUCUGAACCCAAUUUCUGUUAAAAGGGUAUAAAACCUACUGUUUUGCUUCAAUUCAGAAUACAAAUAAAGCAGUUGUAUUUCUAUUUGUAUAAUA